AUGCAAGUUCACCAAAGUACAGACCUGCUGGAGGACUGCCAGAAGCUGUUGGAGAGGUUCAAGUACCCCUGGGAGAUGAUGCCCCUGAUGUACGCCAUCCUUAAGGACGCCAGAGCGGACCUGGAGGAAGCUUCUAGGAGGAUUGAUGAAGGUCGAGCAGCAGAAAUACUUCUCGAGUUGUGUCAGAGGUUAAAGGACAAGUUUCAGUUGCCCUGGAAGAUGAUAUCGUUAGUGGAUGUGAUUCUAAAGUAUGCCAAAGAAAAUCAGGAGGAAGCCUGGAGACAAAUUGAGGAAGCAUUUCUGGAGUUCCGCGCCCUGGCAGCCGUUGAAGCCGCCCGAUACACCUACCACCACAUCCCGUACACGGGACUGUACUCGACCGCAGCAGCGCUGUAUCCGCCCGUCUACUUGCCCUCCAUGUCCAUCUACCACCAUCCACCGACGACGCUGCUGACGUCCGCGCCCCCCUGUACGUCGCCCAUACCGCACUCGCCCCCCACGGUCACCACGCCGAUCCGGCCUGGCAGUCGAACGUGAUAAGGUGGAUCUAAGUACCUAAUCAACCGAAUUAUUAGUUUAGAAGAGCUGUUGUGAUCGAACCUUUUUUUCUGCAGGUAUAAAGUGAAUGUUCCAUAUUUCCGACUCAGAUGUCCGUCGCUAACCUGUAUAUUCGUCCUAGUAGCAACAAUAACACUCUUGUAAUAUUUGUAGCAAUAAAAAUAUGUAUGGUGCAUUUAUUAAAAACGAAAAAAAAAUAUGAACAUGUAAAUAGUACCUGUUUUGCUACAAAAAUUUGGUAAUGUUUAAGGAUGAAUGGUCCAUAGUAGUUCACAGUCUUUGCUGCUAAAAAGGUGUCGUUACUGUUUUAAGGAUUUUUUGUACUUUGUUCUAAAGUUAGUUUACUGUUGGAUAUAUUGCUAUAGAUGACUAAAAUAUAUUUUUUCCUUGUACAAAUGUUAGAUGUAAGUUUAGGAAUUUGUCAAAGAGAACCGAUGCCAUGUUAUUAUUUUAGGGAUGUGGUCUGACUUAUGACCUUGUGAUAAUAAUAAACUUAAUAACAAGUGAUUUUAUUGUAAAAGUUGAAACGAAUUAUUAUGUAUAGGUCGAUACGCCUCGCUAGGACUGCCAUGUCGAACAUUCAACAUUCUGUUAACUGUCAAAUCUAUAUCAGGAAAAAUGUAUAGGUACACUAACAUCAGGUAGUGCUUUAGGAAGUUUUCUUUAAACUAUAGAAGUUACUACUAGGGAAAGGUAGAAGGGAAAACAUAACGACAUCAAGUUAUAGAUAACACAUUACAUCUUCAGCAACAUCCUCAUCAAUAUCUUCAUCAAAUCGCAUAAAAAAAGUUAUUAGUUCCACUUUUUAGUUUUCUGAAUUACCAAAAAACACCCAUAAAAUCUAAACAACAAACGUAGGCUCCUCCAUUAGCACAGGUCUUCAAAUAAGAGGACUCAUCACUCAUCAUAUAAUUGUGAAUGAGUCCAAAAUGUUGAGUCGGUUAUAAAACUAAAUUUAAACUUUUUUAACACUCUUUUACAUUUGAAUAAUCUCUGUAUCUUUAAUAUUUAACGGUAACUACUGGAAAAUAAUACUGAAAUUCACUGUACUGAUUUAUAUGUAAUUUUAUAACCGAGUUGAUUUUCAAAUCUCAUCUGCCUUCAAAGAUGUCAGAUAUACCAUGACUGCAGGUAGACUCCUCUACAUAGCCACAUCCAAAGAGAAAAAUUGUUGCGAUUUCUGCUACCCGACAAGAAACUGGAGAGCUACAGGACUGAUGUCAGGGGUUUGUAUGUCAGGGAGAGAGGUAUAGGGUAUUAAGUACUCUAUAAAUUUGUGGUUUGAGUUUAUGAGCUGGAAUCAGCUAAUGUAGAAUUUUGGUUGAUUUUUGAAGCUGCGUGAUUGCAAAGGUUGAUUGUUUUUGAAUACCAAAAACAUAUAAUGUAUCCUACGAAUAUGGUGCGUUGAUUGGCUGCUUUUUAAGUUUUGAGGGUGAUUUUUGGUAAUUUAAAGAAAAGAUGAAGAGCGGUGGAGUAUUUCCGAUGACAUACUCGAUUUCUGGGGAUCCAAAUAGGGUGGUGUGGGUUUCAUUUGUGGAUCAAACUUCUUUAUGUGCCUGAGUAAUCUUCAAAACGAGGAUCUGUAUAUAUCCAUCCAUCAUGUAAGUUUAUCAUAUUCUGACCUUUUUAAUAGCAUUGUUUAUUGAAUAAUCUUCAAACGUAUGAAGUCAUAGCUGGAAUUUGGUAAGACCCUUGCCCUACCUUUUGCAUUUGUCCAGAUUUAUUAACGUUUUUUGCAUAUCGACAGUUUUUUAAGAAACAGAUCAUCGCUUCAAAAAUAUCUGGGUUUAGUAAAAUACAGGAAAAUAAAAAAACACAUGGUUAUCUCCAACUACUUUUCUUAUAAGUUCAUACCAAUAUGUCAUUGACUCUUACUCUAGAACUAACGCUUUUAAGGUCACAGUUGAAUUUAACAUUCUUCACUCAGACUGGAUUCUUUUUAAAGGCUAGUAACUCUGAUUUUAAAACACAUGUUUCUUAAUGCAAUUCGAUUUUCUUCAGACACACUACGUUGUGUGACAUUUGUUUUCCUAAACCACUGCCAAUAAUUCUUUUGUCACUUUCCAAAUCUGACAAUUUUUGGCGUACUUCUUCAACCAACAUAUCGACCAACUUAGGGCAACGACAUUUUUGUUAAUAAUAUUACUACGCCAUAAUCUUUAUUUGGCUAUUUUAUUUUAUAAUUUGAUUCUGCAUUGUCCAAACCUGCUAUAGUUUCAAAGCGCAUUUCACAUUUGCGAAAUAAGUUUUUUUCUAACUUCUUAGACUUGGUGGGCCUGGCGUCGCGUACAAUUAUAAAUAGUGCAGUCAUACAUUGAUACGCACAUUUUGUUGUUGUAGGUGUGUAAUUCUAGAAGUUAUUUAUGAUAUAUAUUUAAUCAUAACUAAGUAGGAUGUACGGCAAUAAAGUUUAAGUCCAUUAUAAAUAUAGUGUAAGCAUGGUACGUCUUAAGUGUAUAGUUCAAUAUAAUAGUUAUGUUUACAGAUCC
Anoplophora glabripennis (Asian longhorned beetle) is the source of this 3047-nucleotide messenger RNA. RefSeq names its product protein doublesex. The transcript has 5 exons. The coding region runs from base 1 to 537 and encodes 178 amino acids. The record is from RefSeq and is a predicted model, not a curated record. Lineage: Eukaryota; Metazoa; Arthropoda; Insecta; Coleoptera; Cerambycidae.